Molecule: messenger RNA, 2310 nt
Organism: Leguminivora glycinivorella
Lineage: Eukaryota; Metazoa; Arthropoda; Insecta; Lepidoptera; Tortricidae
Gene: Kap-alpha1
Product: importin subunit alpha-7
Exons: 12
Coding region: 344-1909 (521 amino acids)
Biological process (GO): NLS-bearing protein import into nucleus
Cellular component (GO): nucleus; nucleoplasm; cytoplasm
Molecular function (GO): nuclear import signal receptor activity; protein binding
Source: RefSeq, a predicted model, not a curated record
GUUGUUGAACGCAGCGCUAAGAAAAAAGCAAAGCACAGUGACGUCUGUUUGCAAAAAAGUAAUGCACAAUCGAAUUAAAUCACGAAUGUGGUGGAUUUGAGUUAGUGUAUUUCGUGUAAUCACGUACAGUUAAAUUUGUCAGUGGUUAAUGUUUCAUCAGUUUCAUGUGCACUGAUUGAUUUUACUUCACAAGCUAAAUUUCUUCAUUAGAGUCCGUCGUCAUCUAUCGAUGUAACAUAAAUAUACAGUGCUCCAAAAAACUACAGUGUUUGACUGGGGAGUCAAGAAAUCAAUUAAUAAUGCUACAAAAGCAUUGGCCUUCUCAUAUGAUUUUAAGGAAGUAAUGUCUGGCGGUCACAAGCAUCGGUACAAGAACGCCGGGCUCAGCGCGGACGAGCUGCGGCGGCGGCGCGAGGAGGAGGGCGUGCAGCUCAGGAAACAGAAGCGGGAGCAGCAGCUGUUCAAGCGGCGGAAUGUUACUCUGCCGGCGGCGAACGCUCCUGAUAUCGCCUUUCAGGAUGAUAUCAACAUCUCCCCUUCUGACGACAUAUCACCGGCGAUGGUGGCUGCUCUCUACAGCGAUAACCCGCAAGAGCAAGUGAUGGCCACACAGAAGUUCCGCAAGCUACUGAGUCGCGAGCCCAACCCGCCCAUAGACGAGGUCAUACGGACCGGCAUCGUGCCCAAAUUCGUCGAGUUCCUCUCUUGCAGUACUAACCCCACUUUGCAGUUUGAAGCGGCAUGGGCGCUGACGAACAUCGCGUCCGGCUCCGCGGAGCAGACGCGCAUCGUGGUCGAGAGCGGCGCCGUGGGCGUGCUAGUGGGGCUCGUGGGGUCCGGAGCCAGUGACGACGUGCGCGAGCAGGCCGUGUGGGCGCUCGGCAACGUGGCCGGCGACUCGCCGCGCUGCCGCGACACCGUGCUGGCGGCCGGCGUGCUGCCGCCGCUCGUCGAAAUUUUGAACAAAUAUACGAGACUAUCAAUGACAAGGAAUGCUGUAUGGACACUGUCGAACCUCUGUAGAGGCAAGAAUCCUCCAACCAACUUCGAAGCUGUUGCACCAGGUAUUCCAGUGUUAGCGCGGUUGCUUCACCACACAGACGCGGAUGUCUUAAGCGACGCCUGUUGGGCGCUCUCGUACCUCUCGGACGGACCCAACGAGAAGAUACAGGCCGUCAUAGACGAGGGCGUGUGUCGGCGACUCGUGGAGUUACUACAGCACAACAAAUCGACCGUAGUAUCUGCAGCACUACGAGCGGUUGGCAACAUAGUGACCGGCGACGAUUCCCAAACACAAACGGUUCUCAACUGCAACCCUCUCGGCUCUCUACACGCGCUCCUGCGGUCUGGCGCCGAGGCGCUCCGCAAGGAGGCCUGCUGGACCCUGUCUAACAUCACUGCGGGCAAUGCGGCACAAAUACAGGCUGUUAUAGACGCAAACAUCUUCCCAACACUAAUAGAAAUCUUAAGACAAGCCGAAUUCAAGACUAGGAAAGAAGCGGCGUGGGCGAUAACGAACGCUACCAGCGGCGGCACUCACGCACAGAUAAGGUACUUAGUCGAACAAGGCUGCAUACCACCACUAUGUGACUUAUUAACGUUAGCGGACCCGAAGACAGUGCAAGUGGCGUUGAACGGCAUCGAUAAUAUACUGAAGGCGGGCCAGCAGGCCGACCACCGGGAUAACCCGUACGCGGUGCUUAUUGAAGAAUGCUUUGGCCUCGACAAAAUCGAAUUCCUACAAUCGCACGAAAACCUCGAGAUCUACAAGAAGUCGUUCGAGAUAAUCGAGAACUACUUCGGUUCGGAAGAGGAGGACGGGCGGCUCGCGCCAGCCGUGUCGUCCACCACAGACUCGUACCAGUUUAGCGUGCCUGCUGACUCGCUACCAACCGGCUUCAACUUCUAACCGGGGCUAACGCUUAUCGUGCAAUGAAUCAAAUAAAACUAGUGAUAACAUAUUGAUGAAGUAAGGAGCGAUACAAGGGAAUAUGUAUGAAGUCCUUAGUGUGGUUUGCUGACCAAAUCAAACACCAGAGUGGAAUUAUAUUUUGCACCAAUGUAGGUACUACAUGUGAUUUUAUUAAUUUAUAUGUAUGAUAGUUGUUAACAAUAAACGCGCUUCUUUAUUAUUUGCUGUGUAGAUAAUUGCAUAUCUAGAUCAUAUAUUUUUUAGAAAAUUGAAUAUAUUUUGUUGACAACCAAUAGUGGCUAAUAUUUGUUAAUAUUAAUUAUACAUACCUGUAUAUUGUUAUGUGGAAAGUAACGUUUAUUGACUAUGUAUGUAUUAUAACGAAAUUGGUAACAUCU